CAUUUUUAAUGGUGACUUACAACAACUAUUUUUUCUUUGCGCUGAAAUUUUUAUUCUUAAAAAGUUCUAAAAUCUAAAGUUGUACAACAUGAGAUCAUCGAACCAAUUUUGACACUGAGAAGGUUCUGAAUUGAUUGCAGAGAUAUCAACAAAUCCUAAACAUGUCUUGUACGCCUACGCCGAACCCAGCAUCGUGUGAUUUUACCAUCUUUGUCGACGGUAAGGAGUUUAAAAGCAACCGGGAGAUCCUGAGUUCCAAUUCAAAUUACUUCGACGCCUUGUUUAGAAGCAACAUGAAGGAGGCCAAAGAAGGGAGGGUGGAGCUACAUGGUAUGACAAGUGAGACUUUCGCUGUUGUGUUAAAUUUCAUCCACCAGCGUGUUCAUGGUCUGACGGCUAACAACAUUGAAGAGAUAUGGGAUGCAGCCAAUCGUCUGGAUAUAGCAAUAUAUCUUAACAAAAUAGAACAAUUUCUGAUUGAUAAGUUAUCCAUUGAUAACAUAUGGCACUUUUAUUUAAAAGGUGUCGAUUUCAAUUCGAAAAACAUCAAAGACGGUACACUAAAGUUUAUUAAGCGAAAUUACGAGCAUAUUUAUAAUAUGAAAGAGUUUCUGAAUUUACCUUUUCCCUUAGUGUUGUCUUGUAUUGAAGAUGACGAGUUGAAUGUCAGUACGGAAGACUCAGUUCUGGAGUCAAUAUUAACCUGGCUUUCACACGGAAAUUACAAACAAUGUGCUUGUAUGAAGCGUGAUUGUACGGAAAAGAGUAUCUUCAGUAAGGAUGAUGAACUCCAGAACAGUGAGGGUCACUCUCUUGCCGUCACUUCUUCUGUUGGCCAGAUUUAUGACUCAGGAUACGUAGCUGAGGCUGGCGAAACUGACAAGGCUGGGUAUAGCUUCAGAAAUUAUGGCCAGCACAAUGACGUCAAGAAUGAGGACCACACUGGUGACGUCACAAAAUGUAGCAGGACAGGCGAUAGAUUCAAUUAUCUCGCCAAACUCAUGUCUGGAGUAAAACUUACUUUAGCCUCAGAAAGUAACCUCAGGAGUUUACUGAAAAACCCCUAUGUUAGCCAAUGUCCAGAAGCCUAUCGAGGAAUACAAGAAGCCCUGAAAUACAAGUCGGGCGAGUAUCCUUUAGAGAGCGCCACAUUGACCCCUCUUAGAAAGUGCAGCGGAAAGAGAAAUGCCUUGGCGUUUCUGGAGACGAUUUCAGGAGGUCUGCACCUCUAUGAUUUGGAGAACAGAAGUUUUACUAAUCUCAAUCUCGAUUAUUUAAAGGGUCGAUACAGAAAAAUAAAGUCUGUUGUUUCACUUGGUGACAAACUUUGCUUCAUAUGCGAAAGGCACUUAAGAAACUGUCCUUUCGCUGAACACAAAUGCCGCCUCGUAACUGUCCUUUUGUUAGACGAGAAUAAAUCUAUAUCCAUAUUGUAUGAGUUGUGCGGGAAACACAAUUCGCUCUUUACUUUAUUCCGUGAAAAUAACAAGAUUGUUUGCGUCAAAACAAACGAUCGCUACGCCGCAACUAGAAGUCGCGUAGUGGAUCCAGGAUUGUUGAACACGUUAGUAUUAAACAUUAGUCGUGAUUGUAUUCCAACUUGUAUAUACGAAAAUGACAUUUUGAUGUUUCCGCUCGAAUUGUCUUCGUUCAAUUUACCAGUCAAAUUGUACAAUCUGGAAACGAAGUCCCUAACCACAACAAUAAUACACAAUGCUGGUGGAGAUUUUGUGAAGGCCUUUACUAUACACAAAGACAAAGAAACGUUUCUUUUACUCUCAAACGGAUUUUUGCUGUCAGUCAAGAGAGGUUCUGACAAGGCCGUAAAAUUUAUACCGGUAGUUCGUCUUUGGACUUUUGAUUGGUGGCUAAGUGGAGCUGUGUGCUUCAAAAACGAGCUGAAUUUGUUUAGUAGAGAAAGCAAUUUUCCACAUUUGACGUCCGUGCCGGGACUGUUUGACAAGAUCAAUGUCGUCGAGUUUGAUAAAGAGAUUUAUCUCAAAAAUAUGGUUCCUGUGAUAGUGCCGGUGUCUUGGUUCGGAUAAUCAGCGGUGAGGUUUUCGCAGUGCAUCUUUUAUCCCAUCGUCUGCUGUUACCAUUGUUUUGAAUAAAAGUCGUUAGUCAAUGAAAAUCAUCGUAUGCCGUCAAACACAAUAUGCUAAAAAAGAGUGAGAUUAACUGUAGUUCAGCGCAUCUUAUAACGUCAACUUUUGACCAACUAUAAUAUUCUAUUUCUUCGAUGUACAUGCUAUAGAAAACCCUUCUGCACAAUCAGCUACCUUGAUGUAAUUCCAUCUCAACGAAGACCAGCUAGUUCUAUUAUAACAUUUUACGUGUAUACAUCACUAUUUACACAUUAUCUUGUGUAUUUUAUUAUGAUUAUCACAUUUACGCAG
Physella acuta is the source of this 2396-nucleotide messenger RNA. RefSeq lists its product as uncharacterized. Gene Ontology annotation, molecular function: protein binding. Lineage: Eukaryota; Metazoa; Mollusca; Gastropoda; Physidae. The record is from RefSeq and is a predicted model, not a curated record.